Messenger RNA from Propithecus coquereli (Coquerel's sifaka), 1504 nucleotides. RefSeq names its product vacuolar protein sorting 36 homolog (S. cerevisiae) (gene VPS36). The record is from RefSeq and is a predicted model, not a curated record. Gene Ontology annotation, molecular function: ubiquitin binding; phosphatidylinositol-3-phosphate binding. Bases 36 to 1196 code for a protein of 386 amino acids. Lineage: Eukaryota; Metazoa; Chordata; Mammalia; Primates; Indriidae. The transcript has 14 exons. Gene Ontology annotation, biological process: protein transport to vacuole involved in ubiquitin-dependent protein catabolic process via the multivesicular body sorting pathway. Gene Ontology annotation, cellular component: late endosome membrane; ESCRT II complex.
GCGGGUGAGCGGUGGAGGCCGGCCUGGCGGCGGCCAUGGACCGCUUCGUGUGGACCAGCGGCCUCCUGGAAAUCAACGAGACCCUGGUGAUCCAGCAGCGCGGGGUGCGCAUCUACGACGGCGAGGAGAAGAUAAAAUUCGAUGCUGGGACACUUCUUCUUAGUACACAUCGACUGAUUUGGAGAGAUCAUAAAAAUCAUGAGUGCUGCAUGGCCAUUCCUCUUUCCCAAAUCGUGUUGAUUGAAGAACAGGCAGCUGGAAUUGGAAAGAGUGCCAAAAUAGUGGUUCAUCUUCACACAGCUCCUCCCAACAAAGAACCUGGCCCAUUCCAGAGUAGUAGGAACUCCUACAUCAAACUCUCCUUCAAAGAACAUGGCCAGAUUGAGUUUUACAGGCGUUUAUCAGAGGAAAUGACACAGAGAAGAUGGGAGAAUGUGCCAGUUUCCCAGUCAUUGCAAACACAUAGAGGAUCCCAGCCAGGAAGAAUAAGGGCUGUAGGAAUCGUGGGUAUUGAAAGGAAACUGGAAGAAAAAAGAAAAGAAACUGACAAAAACAUUUCUGAGGCCUUUGAAGACCUCAGCAAGCUAAUGAUCAAGGCUAAGGAAAUGGUGGAGUUAUCAAAAUCAAUUGCUAAUAAAAUUAAAGACAAACAAGGUGACAUCACAGAAGAUGAGACCAUCAGGUUUAAAUCCUACUUGCUGAGCAUGGGAAUAGCUAACCCAGUUACCAGGGAAACCUAUGGCUCGGGCACACAGUACCACAUGCAGCUGGCCAAACAGCUGGCUGGAAUAUUGCAGGUGCCAUUAGAGGAACGAGGGGGAAUAAUGUCACUGACGGAGGUGUACUGUUUAGUAAACCGAGCUCGAGGAAUGGAACUGCUCUCACCAGAAGAUUUAGUGAAUGCCUGCAAGAUGCUGGAAGCACUGAAAUUACCUCUCAGGCUCCGAGUUUUUGACAGUGGCGUCAUGGUGAUCGAGCUUCAGUCCCACAAGGAAGAGGAAAUGGUGGCCUCAGCCCUGGAGACAGUUUCAGAAAAGGGAUCCCUAACAUCAGAAGAGUUUGCUAAGCUUGUGGGAAUGUCUGUCCUCCUGGCCAAAGAAAGGUUGCUGCUUGCAGAGAAGAUGGGCCAUCUUUGCCGAGAUGACUCAGUGGAAGGCUUGCGUUUUUACCCAAAUUUAUUUAUGACACAGAGCUAAGGGUUUUAUAUUUGAAAUCCUUUUUGUCCAUGUGCUUGCAUCAUGUAGAGGCUAUAUGACAUUGAACUAAGAGACAAACCCUGAUCACCUGAGAAUUUAUUGGAACUUCACAGUAGAAUAUAAAACUUUCUUAAUUUCUCCCUAAAUAUUAUGAUCCAGGAAGCUUAUUUAGGAUACAUAUAGGAAAAUACAGAAAAAUGAAUGCCAAUAUGAAUUUAAACUCAUGCCAUAGCUGUGCAGAACCCUCAGAGUUUAACUUGAAAUAUGGUAGAUUUUAACUUGAUCCUCAAAUCUAACCAUUCUAUAAA